AUGAGUGGCUGGGGGGACAAGCCCUUGUGUUUCCUUCUCGUGUGGAUGUCUGUGUAUCUCCAUGUGGCUUCGUCCCAGGAAGCCGGUCCCCACGGGCCCCGCAGGCCCUUCCUUGAGAGGCUUCGCCGGCUGGAAGAACAGUUCCGGAGGCUUCAGGAGGGGACUCUAACGCGCCUGCAGGCCAUCGCCAGCAACUACAACCUGUCCUACAACCUUGAUGUCCGCUUCCAGAGCCUGGAGCAGGACAGCCAGGCCAUGGCCCUCUCCAUGAACCAGUCACAGGCCGCCGUGCAGGCUGACCUGUGUCACCUGAAGACCUGGGUGCGGAAGACUCAGCGCAGGGGCCGAAAAGUGGACGUGAAGCUGCUGGCCCUGGAUCAGGCCCUGAGCGAGGCGAGCCGGCAGCUUGUCCAGCACCGCAAGGAACAGAAGGUCCAGGGCACAGCUGCCUCCUGCCUGGAUGUGCACACCCUGCAGGACACGCUGGCUGACUUGACACAGCUGGUGCACAGCCAGGGUGCCAGGCUGGCUGUCCUCGAGGCACAGCUUGGGGCAGCCAGGCCUGGCCCUGCAGCCCUGGGCCUGCCCCCGUCCCCGCCCCCAGCCCAGACCCAGGCUCAGGGUCUGAGCCCUAGCCCCCUGCAGCUGCAGAGAACUAGGCAAGCUUUGCUGACAUCGCCGCCAGCCAACACGGGCCAUCUCCGGGCCGCCCCCGGGCACCCUCCUCAGCACACACGGCCCACCCAGAGGUUGGAAGAGAUUUGCAGCGUGGGCCCUGCGCUCGUGUUUCCAAACGUCUCCACCGAGAACGCAGUCUUCCUCCUCCCUGGCUUCCGAACGGGCCUGCGGGCCCUAUCCGUCUGCAGCUGGGUCCGCACUGCCCACGGUCGCCUGGGCACCCUGCUCUCCUACGCCACCGAGGAGAAUGACAACAAAUUGGUGCUUCACGGCCGGGACUCGCUGGCCCCCGGCUCUGUCCACUUUGUGAUCGGAGACCCCGCCUUCCGGGAGCUGCCGCUGCAGACGCUGCUGGACGGCCAGUGGCACCACCUGUGUGUGAUCUGGACAGCCGCUCAGGGCCGCCAUUGGCUCUACGUGGACCGCAGGCUGGUGGCCACUGGCUCCCGCUUCAGGGAGGGCUAUGAGAUCCCGCCUGGAGGGUCCCUGGUGCUGGGUCAGGAGCAAGAUAUUGUCGGGGGUGGGUUUGACAGCGCGGAGGCCUUUGUGGGGAGCCUGGCUGGUCUGGCCAUCUGGGGCAGGGUGCUAGCCCCCGGGGAGGUCUCAAGCCUGGCCACCGGGAGGGCGGUCCCCCCAGGUCCCCUCUUGACGCUGGCCAAUGCCACCUCUGUAGGCGGAUUUGUUCAGAGAGUGAACUGCACCUGCCUGCAGUCAUGUCCCUGAGGCCACGUGGUCACCUAUUCACCUAUGGCAGGAGCCGUCCUCUGCCUCGCCCUGCUACUACCCCUGUCCCCUGCGCUUUCUGCAAAGAGCACCCCAUCCUGGCCAUGCGCACCUGCUCUGCAGAGUAGAUUGGCCAGUUUGGAGAACUCCAGAAGCUGCUUGGCCUACACUAGCUGGAUGGGAAAAUACCGCUUUGGGGGACUGUUGUCCCAACAUCUCUCCAAACCUCCAGUCACCCUUUUCCAGGAGCCUGGGGAUUCCCUCGGGAUCAGCCCUGUGUCCCUGAGCUGGCCAUCUGAGGCCACCAACAUCCCUGGAAUAAAGAACACCUUGCCUCGGGUCAACAGGGCAGCCUGGGGCUUUUGACCAAAGAGCCACCUACUUAUAAUCAAAAUGAAGAGAGGAGGGGCACAUCCCUCCGAACAU
Messenger RNA from Echinops telfairi (small Madagascar hedgehog), 1827 nucleotides. It is a transcript of the gene PTX4, whose product is annotated as pentraxin 4. The record is from RefSeq and is a predicted model, not a curated record. NCBI's taxonomy places the organism in Eukaryota, Metazoa, Chordata, Mammalia, Afrosoricida, Tenrecidae. The coding region runs from base 1 to 1401 and encodes 466 amino acids. The transcript has 3 exons.